CUCCUCUCUCCCGCACCGCAUCGCCUUCGCCGCGUUCCCCACGCAACCCCAUUCCUCCUCCCUCCUCCGCUUCUCCCCCCCAAAUCGGACCCACCCAUAACACCCUCCCCUCCCCUCCAAUCCCACGCCGCCGCAGCCGCCGCCGCCGCCGCCGGCCGAUGACGCCGGCGGUAGCAGCGCCAGCCCCCUACCCCACCACGGGCCAGAACCCUAGCGGCACCCCGCUCCCCGCCGCCGCCAUGGGCAACCCCAACCUGGGGCUCGGCCUCGCCUCCUCCUCCGAUCACGCCGCGGGACCGCCUCCUCCUUCCCGCCGCGCCCCGCGUCUGGCCAAGCGGCGCCACGCGGCGGCCUCCUCCCGCUCCCGCCAGCCGCCACCGGCGUCACCCGCUGCGGCGCCGUGGAAUCCGUUCGGCGGAGGGGGCGGCGGCGGUACGGACGCAUCGGGGCAGGAUGGGAUCGGGGGGAUCGCGCCGGGUGGCGUUGGUGUUGGCGCCGGGGAGGGUCAGGACGGCGGAUUCGUGUUUGGCGGUGCGGCUUCUGCCACGAGUCAGCAGCCUCCAGUGGCGUCAUCCAAUGGAGAAGCCCCCUUCGUGUUCGGGAGCGUCAGGGACAGCUUGCCUCGGUUCGACGAGGGAUGGGCGGCUUCGGCGAAGCUGCCCGAGAAAAUGGGGAGGAUGAAUCUUCAGACUCGUGGUGAGAGUAGCGUCAAUGCCAACAAGAAGGAUAGGAGCUCCAUUUUUGGAGUUGAUAUACCUGGUUUGGUUCUCAACAGUGAAGUGAAUGUGCUCCCGGAGAAAUUGACGCAGUUGAAUUUAGGCACCAGAGUGCCGUUGCAGGGUGAUAAUGACGUGCCAAAAACAUUCGUGUUUGGAGGCAAUGGAAGCGGGCCUUCUUCUGAUGGUACUAGUUCUGAUGUCCACCGUGCAGGUUCAUAUGCUUCUGCCAAUGCAAAUGGUGUUGCAGAGAAGCUGACACAAUAUGGUAUAGGCAAUCAAGCGCCUUUGGGAAGGAUGGGCACUGAAUCUACCAAUGAUGCACCACCAGUUUUUGUGUUUGGAGGGAACGUAUCCAGUGACCAUGCGGAUAGGACUAAUGAUGUUUCUUCUGGUGCUAAUACCAAUCCAUCUGAUACAUUCAAUGUUACUGAUGGCACAGGUCUGUGUCCUGAGAAGAUAAGUGAUGUUCCCUUUCAGCAGAAGGGAAGUGGAGGUAGUAGUCGUCAAGCCGAAGCGUUUGUCUCUGGGAGUACUUCUAAUGAGGGCAGUGUUUUUUCCUCUGCUGCCAACAGUGAUGCUUUUGUUCCACCUAGUAGUGUUAAUAAUUUGCCUCCAGAGUUGCCAUCAUGUUUGAAUAUAGGAGGUGGAGUUACACAGUGCAAACAAAGUGAUAAUUCUGGUUAUCCAUCAGAGGCAUUUGUAUUUGGAAGUGAUGCUUCCUUGAGCUCACACUCUUCAAAAAAGGUAAUGGACGAUCGUGGCAAUUUUGUCACUGGUGCAAAUUCAAAGGCAUUUACCUCAGUUCAUGGUAACAUGGAGAGCACACUUCCAGCCAGGAUGACAAAACUGAACUUAGGCCAUGGAGCCCCAUCCAACAACAAUAAAGAUGAAACUGCUCACCAGCCACCAGAAGUAUCUGGUUUUGGAACUAAUGCAGCCACAACCUUUUCUUCUGCCCAGGCAGCAAGCAUGCCAUUCACAAGCAUUCAAACUAAUGUAUCCUUUGAACUAAAGGGUAAUGGAGGGAACUUGGCUAAUGAGGAUAUUGGAAACAUUACACAUUCUAGAUCAGAUAAUGAUCAAGGUUAUGGGCCUAGUAGUUUUGUUUUCAGUAGUGGUAGCAAUGCCGUCCCUCCUUCCGAAGGAUAUGCAGAACAUGCAUUACAAGAGGACAUCAAGAAAUUAAACAUCAAUAGGGAAGGGGCUUCAGUCGGAUCUACUAAAGUGAAUGGAUCUUCCCAAUUUGUGUUCAGAAGUAAAGCAGAAGCCAUUCCAGUAUUUGGUGCUAUUCCCCAGCCCAAUGUUCCGGAGUCACGCGCAUUUUCACAUUCAAAUCAUUCAUCUAGCUUCUCUACUUCUGGAAAUGAUAUGCCAUCUUUCAGUUUCAAAACUACAAAUACAGCAAGUGAUACUAUUCCUGGUGAAUCUUGUGCAGUCAGACAAGAGCCAGCCUGGUGUUCAAGAGAGAGCUUAUUUGGUAUUGACUAUAUAAAAUCAGCAUAUAGAGAUAAAAAGGAAGCGCAUAAAAACGCAAGGAAAAAUAAAAGGCCCACCAAGUUAAAGCAGCAUGCUCAACCCCAUCACUUUGCUUCUCAAGAAACAUGCACCACUGGGCCAGACAUGGAUUUAGCAGGUGACUACUCACCAAUGGAUUGUUCUCCUUAUUCAGCUACAGUUGAACAGGUAGCAAAAGAAGCAUCAGUGAUGUCUGAUCAGUCCGUUCAUAUACAUGAUUAUGGUGUCUCAAACCAGAGCUCCAGUUGUGCUGAAGAUCUAGUUUCUGCAACUGAGCACUUGGUUAUUGAUGCAGAUCUUCCAACAUGCGAAGAUGAAGGUAGAAUUCCCAAUGUAGACACAUCUGCGAACAGCUUUGCUAGCAGCUUUUCUAGUUUUGAUGAAGAAGUAACUAUACCUAUCGCACCACAACCUUCUUCCUCCAAUAUGCAUGACACUGCUAAUGGUAAACCUAAAUCAGCCCCAGCUGAAGUUUGGGAUGAUGCUUAUAGGCUCAACAAUCAAGGGCAAGCCUAUGAAGAGAAUGGCUACAGAACAGCGCACGAGAUUGGUGAACAUGCCACUUUCCAAGAAAGCUCAGAAGAUUUUAGUGGGCUGAACUUUACCUUCGGUGCUUCUACAUCUCCCCAAAGCUCCGUGUCAACACAAAGACGUAACACUAGAAGGAAGGUAAGAACUAAGUCUGGUCAACUGCCUAAGCCUUCAGUUACUCAGGCUUAUGUACAGCCAAAAUCAUCACAAGACAAAAAGACCAUGCAGUUUUCCCCUGAAAAAAAUAAAGCAGGGGAUUCAGCAGAUGAGCAGUCAACAAGAGGUGCAUCAACUUCUGCAGCCUUGGAGACUUGUGAAACCUGGCGUACAAGUGGAAAUCAAGCCUACACAAAUGGUCACUUUGCUACAGCGGAGGAGUAUUAUACCCGUGGAAUAAAUUCUGUUUCCGGUCAUGAUUCUUCUGGAUACUGUUCCCGUGCACUGAUGCUUUGCUACAGCAACCGUGCAGCUACCAGGAUGUCUCUCGGGAGAAUGAGAGAAGCUCUUCAGGAUUGUUUGAUUGCUACAUCAAUUGAUCCUACCUUUCUCAAGGCUAAAGUUAGAGCUGCAAACUGUCAACUUGCACUCGGGGAUCUUGAAGAUGCAUUAAGGAGUUACACUGCCUGUUUAACGUCCAGUAAGACUUCUGGUUCUGACAGAAAAAUGCUCGCUGAGGCUUCUGAUGGUCUUGAAAGAGUUCAGAGUGUGGUGGAUUGGAUAUCGCUAUCGGAGGAACUUCUUAAGAAAAGAACAGUGUCCGAAGCAACAACUGCUUUACAAUUUAUCUCCAAUGCAUUGCACAUAAGUUCACACUCAGAUAAACUAAUGGAGAUGAAAGCAGAGGCGCUACUGACGCUACGGAAAUAUGAAGAAGUCAUUCAACUAUGCCAGGAAACAGUUGUGUUAGCUGAAAAGAAUUCCAGUGCAUCUGAAACUACGGAAUGGUCAGGGAGGCUCUGGCGGACAUAUCUCAUUUGCAAGACUUACUUCCUUUCAGGCAAACUUGAAGAUGCUCUCGAGUUGCUAAAUAAGCACCAGCAAGUGACAAAUGUCAAAGAGAGUGAAGGGAGAACAUCUCAGGAAUGUUUCUCAUCUUUGUCUACUACCAUUAGGGAACUUCUUUCCCAUAAGGCUGCUGGGAAUGAAGCAUUUCAAGCUCGUCGAUACUCAGAGGCUGUAGAACAAUAUUCAGCAGCAUUGGCACGUAAUAGUGAUUCACGCCCCUUUUCAGCUGUCUGUUUUUGCAAUCGUGCUGCUUCAUACCAAGCACUCGGUCAAGUUACUGAUGCUAUAGCAGAUUGUUCACUAGCCAUGGUUCUUGAUGCAACUUAUCUGAAGGCAAUUUCAAGAAGAGCCACCUUAUACGAAAUGAUCAGGGAUUAUGGACAAGCUGCUAAUGAUUUACGGAAGCUCAUAUCACUUAUUGAAAAGCAAGCUAAUAACUCUGGAUUGUCACCAAAAGUUUUGAACAAGCAUAGCGAUCUGAAGCAGGCGCGCACCCGACUUUUAUCUGUAGAGGAUGAAGCAAAAAGAGAUACUCCCUUGAAUUUGUAUUUAAUCUUGGGAAUUGAACCAUCUUCAUCUCCAGCAGAUAUUAAGAAGGCAUACCGGAAGGCUGCACUGAGGCAUCACCCAGAUAAGGCUGCACAAUUGCUAGUAAGGAAUGAAAAGCCUGAUGAUGGGUUUUGGAGGGAUGUCGCCAAGGAGGUUCAUGCAGAUGCUGACCAUCUAUUUAAAGCAAUUGGGGAGGCUUAUAAUGUUCUUUCAGACUCUGACAAGCGCCAAGAAUAUGAUAUCGAAGAGAAUUUAAGAAAUGCUACAAAAAGAGUCUCCAAGGGAGGGAGGAUGCACAGGUCCCCUGAACAGCGGUACACCAAACAGUAUGAUAGGGGUUUUAACCCUCGUCCGUGGCAGUCAAAUAGAUCAAGUGGAUCCCGCUCACGGUGGUCUGGAUACGAUGAUGAUUACUGGUGAAGGCCUCCUUGCACCAUGGUGCCCACCAUUUGUUCUCUCUGGAGUGCUAGGUGCUGCCCCUGAAGUCCUGGUGCGCUAACUUGGCCAUCCUCAUUACACAAGGGAUGUGCCGCAUGCGACAGCUUUUUUGACUGUCCAGCAGCGUCUUCUUGGUCCUUUCGUUUGGAGAGGGUGGAUCAUGGAGCUGCAAGGAUUGGUUGGUUGGGAUGAUCAGUUUUGACACUUCGGAUGUUGUAGCUUGAACAGCAGACAAUGCAUUGUUUGGGAGUGGGACAUCAACCAAUCUUGGUUGACAUGAUAUGGUCUCGAGCCUGCCUGAACACUAACACCAACAUCAAAUGCUAACAUGAAGGAUAUAAAUGUCAGGCUCCCUAUACGUGGAAGGAUAUAGUUUUGUCCGGUGCAAGAUAUAUUCUUUGAAGAUAGUAGGACGAAAGACACUGUCGCGUGUGCCGAGGUUGAGGGUUUUGUUUUCUUGUUGACCGGCAAUUUGGAUGAUGUACCAUAUGCUGAGUGCCUCUCAAUGGGCAACAAAGAAAACAUGAUGUAUAAGUUUAUGCAGAUUGCCUGUUGUUGAAUGCGUUUUUGUUCUUCGCUACACUUGUUCUGGUCAAGGAAAGAAGAACCAUGCUGAAGUGUUGGUUUGAACUUUGAAGGGCAAUAUCCAGCGUGCUUAUUGGAA
Oryza sativa Japonica Group (Japanese rice) is the source of this 5421-nucleotide messenger RNA. RefSeq lists its product as uncharacterized. The record is from RefSeq and is a predicted model, not a curated record. Gene Ontology annotation, molecular function: protein binding. NCBI's taxonomy places the organism in Eukaryota, Viridiplantae, Streptophyta, Magnoliopsida, Poales, Poaceae.